AAUCGUUAUGACGACGCUGUAGAAUAAGCUACAAACCGUCGUGGCCAGCAGUCGAAAAUCAACAGUUGUGUCGUACACGUCGAGUGUUUUCUCUCUUUAUUAUGGCGAACGCUUACAUUUAUAUCCCACGUUUAAAAUGUCACAAAUAUAUUUCUGUUAACGAAAUUGAAAACUUCGAUGCGUCGCAGUUUGAUAAAGAUGUAACGCCGAAUUUAAUGUUUUCUUGGCGCCUGGAAGGAACAUCGAAUAUGGAAAAUAUACAAAUUUUGUCAAUUAUUUCCUCUGAAGAUGAGUUGCAAGAGAUCAAUUGGCAAAAACGAGUGGCUGAAACAAUUAGCAGAACUCUCUUCGAGAAACACGAGAGCAAUAAUGCCGCUGGCCAGGUAAACGAUACUAAUUCACCGGAGAAAGAUCCAUUGGCAGUUGCAGGGCACGAAUAUUCAGGCACAAUCCCGGAGCGCGCAGACAACCGCUGCAUGCAAGAAAGACCAGAACAAGGAAGAGUGUUUAAUGACAGUGUCGUCAACGUACCUACUGCUGCUGCUACUAAUACGACAACAACCCCAUCCACUUCUUCCAAUAACAACGUUAAUGAGCAUGAUCAACGGCUGUACAAUGAUAUAGAACAAGAAGUGUGUAAAAUGAAACAGAAAAUAGCUACACUUCAAGAGGAAGUUGAAGCAAUAAAAAGUAUAAUUAAUGGAGACAAUAAUACAACAUCCAGAUAUCCUUCUUCGUUUGUUCUGCAAAAUUGUACAAUACAUGGUAACCUAACAGCAGGAUUAGUAGAUACUAUUGUUCCCACCACUGCCAAAGCCAACACCGUUACCAUCGACACUGCCGCUGCCAAAACCGCCACCAUCACCAAUGACAAUACCAAUGUAGAUAUUACUGCCAACGCCAACACCACCAACAUCGCCACCAUCGACACUAUUCGUCCAGUUGAAUGUGCAGAUGAAACAGAAAGAAGAGUUGAAGAAGGUGAGGAGGAAGAAAGUGAAGAUUUUAUGCUUGAAUGUUCUGAAAAUGAAUCUGUGCAUUCCCAUCCGUCACCGUUGUCAAAUACUACGGAAAAUGAACAUUCAGACAACGAUUUUAUUAUUAAAGAUAAGCAAAAGCUUUUACGUGCACUUCGCAAGGCAAAAGAUCAGAAAAAAGGGAGCCUAUUUGUUACGACGUUAUGUAACGCGUUAUGGGCUCGUCGGGAAUUAGCGAAACGAUGUGUAAGACAAUCGCCAAUAUGUAAACGACCUGUAUUGACUCCCGUUAAGGUGAAAUUUAUUAGAAGUAAAUUUCUCUCUUGGAUAGAACAGAAGGAUAAAAAUAUUAACAAAGAAAAGGGUGCAUUUAGCGUCUAUCUAUCGAGAGCUAUUUCUACAGCUCGCAAAAUUUAUUUUCCAAAACGCUAAAGAUUAUUAUAAUAUUCGAUAUCACGCGUUACAGUACAGCGAGAAAAGUACGAUGUGAUUCAUUUAAUUUUUGUAUUAAUAU
Molecule: messenger RNA, 1491 nt
Organism: Wasmannia auropunctata (little fire ant)
Lineage: Eukaryota; Metazoa; Arthropoda; Insecta; Hymenoptera; Formicidae
Exons: 5
Coding region: 102-1409 (435 amino acids)
Source: RefSeq, a predicted model, not a curated record